Messenger RNA from Gossypium raimondii (Peruvian cotton), 2230 nucleotides. Its product is annotated as sister chromatid cohesion 1 protein 1. The record is from RefSeq and is a predicted model, not a curated record. NCBI's taxonomy places the organism in Eukaryota, Viridiplantae, Streptophyta, Magnoliopsida, Malvales, Malvaceae. Gene Ontology annotation, cellular component: synaptonemal complex; cohesin complex. Gene Ontology annotation, biological process: mitotic sister chromatid cohesion; replication-born double-strand break repair via sister chromatid exchange; synaptonemal complex assembly. Gene Ontology annotation, molecular function: protein binding; chromatin binding.
AUGUUUUACUCUAGAGAGCUCCUUGCUCGCAAAGCUUCUCUUGGCCAAAUAUGGUUGCUUGGGACUAGGCAAGCGAAGAUCGAUCGAAGGAAAGCUAACAAGCUCGACAUAGCUCGACUCUGCGAAGAGAUUCUAAAUCCUCCGGUCCCGAUUGCUCUUCGGCUCUCUAGCAUUCUCAUGGGUGGAGUUGUGAUUCUCUAUGAGAAAAAAGUGAUGUUUCUUCAUGAUGAUGCUAAUCGGUUUCUGGUUGAAAUAAGGAACGCAUGGAAGGUGAUGAACGAGCCAACUCUACUCCCGAAAAGAAAAGAAAAGGCCAAGAGAAAGUCCAUUACACUACCAGAAAAUGAUGAAUCCUCCAUGGGAUUCACUAAUGUUGGAGAACUUGAAGAAGAAAUCUCUAUGGGGUUUCAGCAAUACAAUCUUAAUAUGCAACUUGACCAAGUCGAUGACUACUAUAUUACCAGUGAUCCCAUGGAGGAUAAUGCAAUCAAUGACCACCAUCAAGCUGAUGACAAUGACAUCACCUUAUUUGAUUUGUUUCAGCCUAAUUCCAAUAUUCGUGGUCAAUUUGAAAGAUUUGAAGAAGCUGAUGAGGGAACACAAGUAAACUUCACUUUAGAUGAGCAUACCCAGAUACCAACUACUCCUAUUCCAUCUCCAGCCCAAAAAGAGCCUCAAAGAGCUGGGGGAACCCAAGAGCGGCAUCCGGAGCACCAGUUAGAUCAACAAUUUAAUAAAAACAGAGAAGCCAGAGAUCAACAGAGGCAGGGGCCAGUAAAACAAAGAAGAAAGCCCAAAGGAAUUAUCACAGAUGACGAACAAACUGUUAUUUCUAACCAUGUUUAUCACUCCUGGCUUCAUGACACUUCAGAUAUUGCAUCCAGAAUUCGAAGGAAGAAUAGGAUCUUGCAGGGGCCCGCAAGUAUUCUGUCUACUUUUAAGAUAGCUAAGCUCAUGGAGCUCCCAUCUACUGUGAUAAUGGAUGAUAUGCUUUUGAAAGGAAACCAAGAAAUCUCUUACCCGGAACCACUUUUAGACCUGUGGAAGAAAAGCAACCAACCUCUUCAUGACUCACCCUCUGGAGAAUUCACCGAUUCUUGCAUUUUAAGUUCUUGUGGAGAUAAUGGAGGUUCAGGGAAGUUGAUCAAUAUUAUACCGUACACAGUGAGAACCUCACAACCACAGCCACAGUCACAACCACAACCACAACCUCAUGAACCAUCUUCUAAGGAGAGAGUACAGUCUAAUUAUCCAAUGGAUUAUCCUUUCGAAGAUCUCCACAGUGGAGUUGGUUCUCCAUCUCAUGCUGCUUCAAUAGAGGUACAGCGAGCAAAUGUGGUAAAUAAGGUGACGCCAGCCGGAAUAAAUCAGUUUGUCUCCCCGGAAAACUCUGGAGAUGCAGUAAGAUACACGGGUAACUCAGUGUCCGGAGAUGGAGUCCCCUCAGGUAACUUAGAAGUAAAUAUCGAAAGGGUUGGGUCCAAGAAGAAGAAUGUGCAUUCAACUUCGAAAAACAGUGGCAGUCUUGACACAGUGGUUGAAGUGUUCCAUGAAGCUGACACUGAUUACAAGUUAUCAAGGCCGAAAAGGAAAAACUUGGAACCUGAUCAUGAUUUCUUGGUGGAAACUCAACUUACAAUGGAAACUCCUGCGGAUGAUCCUCCUGACAUGAUGACUGAGAACAUCAAGAAGCAUAUGAAAACACAUUUUGAAACUCCAGGAGCUCCUCAAGUAGAAUCUUUACAGAACUUAGCAGCCGGAUUGAACAGGAAAGGAGCAGCUCAGCUCUUCUAUCGGACAUGUGUCCUUGCUUCUCAAGGUUUCUUGAAAGUGCAACAAAAGGUGGCGUUUGGAGACAUUUUCAUCUCUAAAGGAGCAAAGAUGUGACGGAGGUAAGUAACUGGUAGUUUUCAGGAAAGGUUAUUAGUGAUGUUGUAGUGUAGUGGGCAUUAACUUUAUUUUGUACAACCUCCUGUUUGAUGCCAUAACUUGCAGGUUUAAUUCUAGAUAGAAUCUGUUAGGAAAAUCAUUUUGUUUGCAAAGAUUGCUUUAGUUUUCCCUUGGACUAUUAUCAAUAUAUAUUUGCGGUUGGACUUCAAUUCUCAAAUGGGCUAAUUCUAGACAACUCCAACCUUGUUGGUUUUUACCAGUCUAUGGCCCAACCAAACGUAUUUCUAAUAAUUUCUUCUCUCUUUUUUUUGAGAAAAGCAAUAAUUUUUUUUUUCUUAUU